Cyanistes caeruleus (blue tit) is the source of this 849-nucleotide messenger RNA. NCBI's taxonomy places the organism in Eukaryota, Metazoa, Chordata, Aves, Passeriformes, Paridae. The record is from RefSeq and is a predicted model, not a curated record.
AUGAAGAUCUUUGAUGCUGCCAAAGCACCUAUUCAAUGGGAAGAGAGGAAUGUUACAGCUAUCCAAGGACCAGGAGGGAAGUGGAUGAUACCCCCAGAAGCCAAAGAAUCCAUGGAUAAAAACAAAAUGGGAUUAAAAGGGCCUCUGAAGACCCCAAUUGCUGCAGGGCACCCGUCGAUGAAUUUGCUGCUGCGUAAAACCUUUGACCUUUAUGCCAACGUGCGUCCGUGCGUGUCCAUCGAGGGCUACAAAACCCCCUACACAGACGUGAACAUCGUCACCAUCCGUGAGAACACCGAGGGCGAGUACAGCGGCAUCGAGCAUGUGAUUGUUGAUGGGGUUGUGCAAAGCAUCAAGCUGAUCACAGAGGAAGCCAGCAAGCGCAUUGCAGAGUUUGCUUUUGAAUAUGCCAGAAACAAUCAGAGAAGCCACGUGACUGCUGUGCACAAGAUGGUUCAGGAUCCAUCUCAAUUUGAUGUGCUUGUUAUGCCAAACUUGUACGGUGACAUCCUCAGUGACUUGUGUGCUGGACUCAUCGGGGGUCUUGGAGUAACACCCAGUGGAAACAUUGGUGCCAACGGAGUGGCCAUUUUUGAAUCGGUUCAUGGAACAGCACCAGACAUUGCAGGAAAAGACAUGGCAAAUCCAACUGCCCUCCUUCUGAGUGCUGUGAUGAUGCUGCGCCACAUGGGAAUGCACAAACAUGCCACAAAGAUUGAGUCAGCUUGCUUCGAUACAAUUAAAGAUGGAAAGAGGAGAUCUGCCGCCGAGUACGGGACAAAGAUUAAACCUCCUCCUGCUCCUGCUGAUGACUCUGGAAGGACACACCAUGGAGCCCAAUAUAUGUAA